Plasmopara halstedii is the source of this 615-nucleotide messenger RNA. RefSeq lists its product as uncharacterized. The coding region runs from base 1 to 615 and encodes 204 amino acids. Lineage: Eukaryota; Oomycota; Peronosporomycetes; Peronosporales; Peronosporaceae. The record is from RefSeq and is a predicted model, not a curated record. The transcript is spliced from 2 exons.
AUGAGAGCCUAUUCAAGUGAGGUACACAAGAAUCUGUUGAUAUUGCAGCUCGAGGGAAUCAAGCGGCUCGUGAAUGAGUUCCACCAACAGACAGAGGCCUAUGUUCAACAGUUUGGGUAUCUCCCGCUGUCGAAGGAGCCAGCAGAAGCCGCGCACAAUGCUCGCAUCGCGUUGCGUAGCCUGGCGUCAGCUUCGCCUUCUAUAGCUGAGGGAUGUGCAGUCUCGGAAAUCAUUCGGGAUGCCACUCAAAAACACUGCGGGGUUGACAUGUGUGCUACAUCACCCGAAAACCUUGAGCAUUUUCUGGCAAUUUCAAGGAAUGAUGUUAAAACCGCCGAGGAUCGUGUGCACGCGCUAUUUGUGCUAGAUGCGACCCUGACUAGUGCUCGCCAUCGCAAAGAAAUGCAGUCUCGGUUUGAAGGUCUACAAGGCUAUGAAGUGCUAGUAGAGUGGCUCGCAGUCAGCUGUAGCUACAACGACGAGACUUCUAAGGCCUUCACAGAGCUGCUGCUUCUGGUGCUACACCGCAACUUGCCUACUGCACUGUUUACAACUAAGACUGUGGUCAAGAAUCUUUCUACAUACAAGAAGGUCAUGAAAGCAUUUUCGCCAUAA